AUGAUUAGUCAACGAAAGGAUGAUAGAGCUAUUGACGGAACAUGCGACAGUAGAGGUGUUGGUGGAGCUGGCGUCCUCGUCAACAUGAGUAUGAUGAACCUGGAGAGGCUCUACCGAGAAGAUCAUGCCUUCUACAGGGUCAUAAUUGGUGAUUUGAAAGCCAAAAUUGGCCCCAGAAGAACGCCUGGAGUACCUGGGAACCCACGUCCAACAAUGGAAUGA
This is a messenger RNA of Necator americanus (New World hookworm), 222 nucleotides long. RefSeq lists its product as uncharacterized. The transcript has 3 exons. Lineage: Eukaryota; Metazoa; Nematoda; Chromadorea; Rhabditida; Ancylostomatidae. The coding region runs from base 1 to 222 and encodes 73 amino acids. The record is from RefSeq and is a predicted model, not a curated record.